CUUUGUACGACACAGGCCAAUACGACGACCCUAAAUGGUACCAGGAUCCAAAGUCGGACGAGCUCGUAGCGAGGACGUUAUCAACACAAAGUAGCGCAUCUUGUCAACAUUUAAACACCACUAGACAGGGGUUAUGACAGUUUAAUAGAAAAACGUUGAGCGCCUGUCAAUUGCGAUGCUUUGCUCAGCAGCCCUAGGGGCUGCUCCUUGGCGCAUUCCUAACAACUGUAGGUAUUUCAGUAGAGAACAAGGAACACUACUAAGAUAAGCCGUCUGCCAGGAUACCCAUGUCUGCGACCUAGCCUGAGAAUCGCUCGUCAUGGCCAGCGUGGUGCAUGGUUGUCUACUAGGUUACUGUUGCUUCGUACCGGGAGGACAAAUUAUGGAACAUUGCCGGCUAUCGUGUCAUCUUUAACUUCGGCAAAGGAACAUUAAUGGAGCGGUCAGGGAUGGAUAUCCACCGGGCGAAGUGUUACCACGCAAGGCGGCUUCUUCCUCAAGUCGUCUCGGUUUACGGCAAGCAACGCGUUGUAUGUGGACUGGACCACGGGCAGCGUGUCCUGCAAAGUUGUCACACAGAAGAUAGCGGUAUAUGGGCUGGGUCACCACGACUGGCUGUAACAACAAUGCUUUACAAGUGUGUAGCAGAGGCCAACAGCUCUGCCAACAUGACAAUCCGCCCGCUGCGCAUUGUUGUCCCAGACGGCACCCUUGUGCGCACCUUCAGCCAACUGGCCAACGGCAGCAGCUCCUCAUUCAGCAGAGCUACAGGCGUGCCCAUUGAAUUCGUGAUUAUGCCACCGGUAGCUUAUUCAAUGGCGCGUGGUUCAAUGUUAUUGGACACUUCACCGCCAACUGCGGACAGCGGCUAUGAUGCCAUAAUGGUUGCGCCCACAGCAUUCGGAGACGCUGCACAGGUUCCCGGCAAACUGCUGGAUUUGUCGUACAUCGUAUCGGACGACACAAUGCUCGACUGGGAGGGUAUCCGGCCGCAGUUUCGAGGUACGGCAGUAACGUACGACGGCGCUGUGGUGGCGCUACCGCUGCUGCCCGUGCCCUUCUUCACAUACUACCACCUGCCCAUCUUCCAGCGGGACGGGCUGAGGCCGCCGCGCACCUGGGAGGAGUUUGCUGACCUCGCGGAGCGCUACCACGGCCGGGAGCGACCCGCCCCUGCCGCUGCAGAUGGAAGGUGUCUGUGGUUUGAACGGGCCCUUGAGGAUGACUUAGUGAAGGUACAGAAAGACUUUCUCCAGGAACUUGCGGGUGCUCAACGGCCUACAAAUCGGCUACUGUUUCGUGAGUUUGGGCAACGUCCGUUGCAGCAGCACUGGGCUGCGUUAGCGUUCCGGUUUUGGAAUGAUUUGUGUCAAGCUAGGGAUACUAUUUAUCACAGUGCCUUCAGGAAUGAAUUACGGUUGGCGUUUGAGUCUGAUUUCAACUACGAUGGCUGGGGUGCGAAGAUGCUACGUGUGUAUCGGUGCUUGGGGUAUAACCUUACGGGUAUGAGGCAAGAUAUGGAUAUUGACAGCAAGGUUAACUGUGCUGCCUCUACACGGGUAGAAGUUGGUGAAUUACUAAAGCUGCUUUAGCGGCGUUUGGAUGAGGACUGGACUAGUGCUCGGCUUAAUUGUGACCCGCGUAGUUUCGUUACGGAUAACCUUCAACCGGGUGUGAAGAUGUGUCGUGCGGUGAAAUGGAUGGGUACUGCCUCGCACCAUGACACCUACAUCCCGCGCAGGCACUAUGUGUCACUGAGCCGUUUUCGUCUAUGUGCUUGGCCACUAGCUGUUAACCGACCGCAUGGGGUUGUCCGCAGUGAGCGCUGGUGCAGGAUGUGUGGCUGCCGAGAUGCGGUGGAGGAUGAGUUGCAUGUACUGCUGGAAUGUCCCGCCUAUAAUGAGAUUAGGGAUGAGCUGGUGAACAAUGGUGUUGUUUUAGAUCAGGGUAUGCUUAGUGUUAUGAGUACUCCUAAUCAAAGAUUGCUUGCUAAAGUGGUAGACAGGAUCAGGCAUGUCAGGGCAACUAGUCUUGACACUUAGGCUGGUUACUGCUUGCUACUUUCUGCUUUUUGUUUUCGGUUACAUGUGAAAUUUUCUUUCUUUUAUUUUUUUCUUACUCUGUUUGUUUUGUUUGUGUGUGCGGUCC
This is a messenger RNA of Astrephomene gubernaculifera, 2148 nucleotides long. NCBI's taxonomy places the organism in Eukaryota, Viridiplantae, Chlorophyta, Chlorophyceae, Chlamydomonadales, Astrephomenaceae. The record is from the annotation of a GenBank genome assembly.